Messenger RNA from Lingula anatina, 1925 nucleotides. Its product is annotated as WD repeat-containing protein 27-like. Gene Ontology annotation, molecular function: protein binding. NCBI's taxonomy places the organism in Eukaryota, Metazoa, Brachiopoda, Lingulata, Lingulida, Lingulidae. The record is from RefSeq and is a predicted model, not a curated record.
UGUUUCAAGUUAUCUCUGAAGCACAGGGUUAUGUUUUUACACUAGAAGUAAAAAUCUUGCAUAUUCAAAUUUGGGGGUGUAAUGCAUAAGUACAGGAUCAACUUUGUAUCGUAAUUUUUCCAGUUUAUGAAUAUGAAAAAAAUCCAAUAAAAAACAAGGGAACCAUGUCUGUGACCUGCCAGCACACCAUGCGUGUGCCAUUCCCAUUGUCACACAUACAAAUAGCUUGCAAUGGUGUCUACCUGGCACUGCCGUUUGUAAGGACUUCCAUUGGAGUGUGGAGUUUGGACAAAUUAUUCUGCAAGCCUUUGGAACUUGAAGGUCAUAGGCACAAAGCAUCUGCAAUGUGUUUUGGACCUAGUCAUUUCCCUACCAAACUGUGUACAGCUGCUGAGGACUAUAUUAUAGUGUGGGACUUGGAGAAGGCAAAAAUUAUGAAAGACACUGGUCAACAAAUCAGAGGCCAAAUCAUUGGCACAACGCUUGGAUUUAUCAGUUACUGCUGCUUCAGUCCAGAUGAAAGCCAGGUGGCUGUGUGCAGAGAUCUUGAUGUGUUAAUACUCUCCUCUCUGGAGGAAAAAUUGUGUGUCACAUUAGAGGGUCAUGAUGCCAGAGUUACAUGUGCAGAGUUCUGUCCACACUAUUCUUCUACUCUAGUCACUGCCGCUGAGGACAGGACUUUCAAGGUUUGGAACAUCAAGCAGGGGUCGUUGAUAUACCAGUCCACCAUCAUUUCAUCUUCGCCAUUUCUUUGCCUAGCCAUGAAUCCAAGUGAAGAGCAGUUUGCCAUUGGAACAGCUGAUGGACAGGUGAGGGUCUAUGACCUCAGUGAUGGCAAUGGAUUCCGCUGUCUACAUCAACUAGAUGUUGAGAAAAUUAUUCAGAAACAGAAGACAUUGAGACACAAAGUAACAGAGGAGGAAGCUGCUUUAGGCAUUUUCAAGGGAAUUAUCUUCAUUCUCAUAGAGCCAUUGACCAUCAGCAGUCAACCAUCAUGGAAACAGUCACAAAGACCUGGUGGACAGCAGGAACAAUCUGCUGAUGAUGACAUUGAAGAGUCAGAAGUUGGGAGUGCAAUUCUUGGUCUUCAUUAUUCCUAUCAACAAGUUGUUCAAUCACAAGAGAAUGGAGCAAAACUUCAUUUUAUGAAACAUGAUGAAACACUAGUCAGGGACCUUUUAACUGCAGCCCCUUUGCUCACCAUAGGAACCACUGGGGCAGUGGUACAAGUCAAUGCUAAGACAUUAGAACAAGAUUUAUAUUUUAAUUUGCAAAGCCCUCUUAACUGUGAACCCAACAUGGAAUCCAGUAUUUCUGUAGCAGGAUCAUGUGCCUUUUCCUCCACAACAGAUUUAACCAAGACCUGGUGUGUGGUGGGCAGUCUGUUUGAAAAUAUAGCCCAGGUGUUACUAGUCAGUCAUUCACAGCCUGUUGACCAGCAGCAAUCACUUGACCAGUUGACCGGUGGUAUUGCUGGACUGUCCACUCAGGGUCCAGACGUAACUAAGGAAGAAGACAAUGCUCAAGGAGAUAUUACUGUGCUGUCUGAUGUGCCACUGCUUCCAAACUCAUUGCUGAGAGCAGAAUUAGUGCCAAAAUCCAAAGAAAGUAAAGGAAGUCCAAGUGUAAAAAAAGGUGUAUUGCUGCCAAGUAAGAAGAGUUCUGUGUUGGACAAUCAGCCAUUAACAUUUAAGAACAAGGUCAAAUCAUCGGGAUACACAGAGGCACCUAGGAGGACCAUGUUUCAACCUAAAACUGGCAGUUCAAAGGCCACCUCAUCACCAAAGACAGGGAAAUCCUCAGGUUUAAAGAAGCUUGAGAAGGAAUAUCCUGUCACCAGUGCCCCUCCAACCCACCUGCAUGUUAAACUGGACGUGGAAGAAAAACCUGUACCCAUUCAGUGUGUUAAAUUUUCAGAUAAUUGA